CGCGCUUGUUUUGGGGGCGCGUGCAAUGCCUGCGCACUGUAACUCCAUCCUCCCACUCGGACCGGAAGUUAGCAUAACUUUAGGUUUUUCUCACCUCAGUAAUUUCUUAACUUCCUCGGAAGUCCGUCGGAACGAAAGCGUGGAUUCUCGGGUAUGGUGUUAAGAGAGUUGCCGCUAUCAGAAAGUGAAACGCUGGGUAUGAGUUGUGUAAAAGAUGGGUAAUCAGGAGCUGGAAGACGUGUUUGUAGCUGUAAUACGGCCGAAGAGUGCUGUGAGCCUCAGCUCCAAGGAGUACCGCGCCAAAGCAUACGAGAUUCUGCUGAUUGAAGUUCCACUUGAGGGAAAAGAGAAGAAGAGGAAGAAGGUUCUCCUGGGGACCAAAAUCCAUGUAGACAGUGACAAAACAAAGUCAAUCCUGGAAUAUGUGGAUGAAGCAACUAAACCCAUAUCAAAUAACCAAGGCAUAAUAGGGAAACGUGUUGUGCACAUGAAGAAGUUCCCUCUAGAUGGGGAGAAUGACGGAAAGGAGGCCUCACUAUUUAUUGUGCCAAUUAAUGUUAAAGACAAUAGUAAGCCUGUGUAUCACCCUGGGAGUCCCAGCUUUUACUGUCUGCAAGACAUCAUGCGUGUGUGCAGUGAAACCAGCGCCCACUUCAACUCGAUCACCUCAAAGAUGCUGCUCGGCCUUGACAAGUGGCUAGCAGAGCAGCACAGUGUUCCACAUGCUAUCCCUGCACUCUUCCGACCUGCGCCUAUUGAGAGGGUCAAGACCAACGUGAGCAAUCCUGCCUACUCUACCGAGAGCAAGCAGAACGACAUGUCGCUUCACAUGGGCUACACUGCACUAGAGAUCAAGAGCAAGAUGAUGUCUCUGGAGAAGGCAGACAUGUGCAUAGAGAACCCACUCUAUGGCUCAGACCUGCAGUACACCAACAGAGUGGAUAAGGUCAUCAUUAAUCCGUACUUUGGCUUGGGAGCUCCAGACUACUCCAAAAUCCAGAUCCCAAAGAGAGAGAAAUGGCAACAUAGCAUGACCAGUGUGACUGAGGACAAAGAUCGCCAGUGGGUGGAUGACUUCCCCCUGCAUCGCAGUGCUUGCGAGGGAGACACAGAGCUUCUUUCCAAACUGCUGGACAGUGGUUUUUCUGUGAAACAGCUGGACAGUGACCACUGGGCCCCCAUCCAUUAUGCAUGCUGGCACGGAAAGGUAGAGGCCACCAAACUUUUGUUGGAGAAAGGGAAUUGCAACCCCAACCUGCUGAAUGGACAGCUCAGCUCCCCCUUGCACUUUGCAGCUGGAGGAGGCCACUCCGAGAUUGUGGAGCUCCUGCUUCAGCACCCUGAUAUAGACCGGCACAUUGAAGACCAACAGAAACGUUCCCCUCUUCAAGUCUGCGAGGAAAAUAAACAGAACAACUGGGAAGAGACUGUAAAGCUCCUUAAACAAGCCAGUAACCAGCCAUAUGAAAAGGUGCGGAUUUACCGCAUGGAUGGUUCGUACCGCUCGGUGGAAUUAAAGCAUGGCAACAACACGACAGUGCAGCAGAUCAUGGAGGGUAUGAGGCUCUCACAGGAAACGCAGCAGUACUUCACCAUCUGGAUCUGUUCUGAGAACCUCAGUCUGCAGCUGAAGCCCUAUCACAAACCCUUACAGCAUUUGCGUAUCUGGCCCGAGAUCGUCACAGACCUGACUGCGCUGGACCCACAAAGGGAGAGCCCCCAACUGUUCCUGCGAAGAGAUGUCCGUCUGCCUCUGGAUGUUGAAAAGAAGGUUGAAGAUCCACUCUCCAUCCUCAUCCUGUUUGAUGAAGCUCGCUAUUUCCUCCUCAAAGGUUUCUUCUCAUCACCAGACAGCAGGCUCAUAACUCUAGCGAGCCUCCUUUUGCAAAUCAUUUACGGCAACUACGACAGCAAAAAACACAAACAAGGCUUUCUGAAUGAGGAAAACCUGAAAUCCAUAGUUCCGAUAUCCAAAGUGAAAAGUAAAGCACAUCACUUGACCAGCAGGAUCCUUCACGAGUAUAAGAGUCUGAGCACCAGUGAGGGAGUGAGUAAAGAAAUGCAGCACCUUCAGCGCCUCUUCCUACAGAACUGCUGGGACAUUCCUACCUACGGCGCUGCCUUUUUUACCGGCCAGGUCUACACCAAGGCCAGCUCCAGCACCCACAAGGUCAUCCGGGUCUACGUGGGGGUCAACACCAAAGGUCUGCACCUCAUGAACAUGGAAACCAAGGUGCUCCAUCUCAGCAUGGAGUAUGGCACCUUCAUGUGGCAGCUCGGGCAGGCUGACCAGUACGUCCAAAUCCACAGUCUAGAGAACAAGAAGAACUUCAUAGUACACACGAAACAGGCAGGUCUAAUUGUAAAGCUGUUGAUGAAGCUGAGUGGACAGAUGAUUCCUAACGACAGAGCAGCAUCAGACAAAUACGCAUACGGCUAACUCCCAUCCCGCGCUGUCGAUUCAGAAAUCAUGCCAUCAGAUUGCCUUGACUUUUACAGGUUACAUUUGUAUUUAUAUUACUUUUACUGUCAAAGACGUGUUUUAUGGUAAUUCUUUAGGAUUUUGCUCCUGUAAACUAUAUAUAAGCUUCUGUUUGGAAUACAGUUUUUAAUUUUGUAACUUUUUCAUUGCUGUGUACAAAUAUUUAUAUGUAAUGAUUGCAUUUUAAUAAAAUACAUAAUAUAUUA
This is a messenger RNA of Neoarius graeffei (lesser salmon catfish), 2688 nucleotides long. It is a transcript of the gene krit1, whose product is annotated as KRIT1 ankyrin repeat containing. Gene Ontology annotation, cellular component: plasma membrane; cytoskeleton. NCBI's taxonomy places the organism in Eukaryota, Metazoa, Chordata, Actinopteri, Siluriformes, Ariidae. Gene Ontology annotation, molecular function: protein binding. The coding region runs from base 215 to 2440 and encodes 741 amino acids. The transcript has 17 exons. The record is from RefSeq and is a predicted model, not a curated record. Gene Ontology annotation, biological process: cell redox homeostasis; negative regulation of angiogenesis; regulation of establishment of cell polarity.